UCUUUACUGUCUAGAUAACCAGAUAAAUUAUGUAGAUGUAGCUUUGUGAAGUCCAGACAUUUUAGUCUGAGAUAUCCGUGGCCCACGAGACUGCAAAUGGAUGUUUCAGGAGAUCCCUUGGGAAAAUGUUUCCACAGUCGGGGAAAUCCAUUGUCUUUGACAACUUUCCUGAUCCUUCAGACACCUGGGAGAUUAUUGAAACCAUCGGGAAAGGGACCUAUGGAAAAGUUUAUAAAGUCCUCAACAAGAAGAAUGGAAGCAAGGCAGCUGUCAAAAUAUUGGAUCCCAUCCAUGACAUCGAUGAGGAGAUUGAAGCCGAGUACAACAUCCUCAAGGCUCUUUCUGAUCACGCCAACGUAGUGAAGUUCUUUGUGUUCUACAAGAAGGAUGUCAAAAAUGGAGACCAGCUCUGGCUUGCUCUGGAGCUCUGCAAUGGCGGCUCCGUGACGGAUUUGGCCAAGGGCCUGCUGAAGCGAGGUGACCGGAUGGAGGAGCCAAUAAUUGCCUACAUCAUACACGAGGCCCUAAUGGGCCUGAAACACUUACACAUCAAUAAGACCAUCCACCGUGACGUCAAGGGCAACAACAUCCUCCUAACCACACAUGGAGGCGUCAAGCUGGUAGAUUUCGGUGUCUCUGCGCAGUUGACCAACACGCGUCUGCGGAGAAACACGUCAGUGGGGACUCCGUUCUGGAUGGCGCCUGAGGUCAUAGCGUGUGAGCAGCAGCUGGACUCCACAUACGAUGCCCGCUGUGAUGUCUGGUCUCUCGGCAUCACCGCCAUCGAGCUGGGCGACGGUGACCCGCCCCUUGCCGACCUCCAUCCAAUGAGAGCGCUUUUCAAAAUCCCCCGGAACCCGCCCCCAACCCUCCACCAGCCUGAGAUCUGGUCCGCUGAGUUUAACAACUUCAUCGGCAAGUGUCUGAUCAAAGACUUUGAGCUGCGCCCCAACGUGACCGACCUCCUGCAGCAUGCCUUCAUCAGGCAAGCCGUCGGACGGGAGAAGGUCAUCCAGAAACAGCUGAUGGAGCUCAUCGACCUAAACCAACAGAUGGGCAACAUCGAGAAGACCAGCCAACACGGAAAGCCAGACAAAGAUGCAGAGGGUAACGACAGGCAUGAGCGAAUCCACACCAAGAAAAACAGCUGCGCAAAGUGCAACAAUGAGGCGCACGGCUCCGUGGACGAUUUGGCCACUAUGGAGGUGCUGGAUGAGAAUUCUGUAACGGAGCAGCUGCAGGUACGGUAUGCUGCUGAGCAGAUCUAUACCUACGUGGGUGACAUCCUCAUCGCAGUCAAUCCCUUUCGUGACAUGGAUAUCUACACAUCAGAGCACACAAAGAUGUACAUAGGAGCCAAGCGCAGCGCAAACCCCCCGCACAUAUUUGCUGUGGCAGACAUCGCUUACCAAUCCAUGGUUUCAUACAACUCCGACCAGUGCAUAGUGAUUAGUGGAGAGAGUGGUGCUGGGAAGACGGAGAGUGCCCACCUGCUGGUGCAGCAGCUGACGGUGCUGGGCAAGGCCAAUAACCGCACGCUGCAGGAAAAGAUCCUUUUGGUAAAUAAUCUUGUGGAGGCCUUCGGCAACGCCUGCACCGUUAUCAACGACAACUCCAGCCGCUUCGGGAAGUACCUGGAGAUGAAGUUUACCUGUGGUGGAACGGUGGUGGGGGCUCAGAUCUCCGAGUAUCUACUGGAGAAAUCUCGCGUCAUUCAUCAGGCUUUUGGUGAGAGGAAUUUCCACAUUUUCUACUACAUCUAUGCUGGGCUGGCGGAGAGGAAGAAGCUUGCCCACUACAAGCUUUCUGAAAGCAAGACUCCCAAAUACCUUCACAGCGAGCACAUUAAAUUGGUACCUGACAUCAUGACCAGCGUCUUCUACAAGGAGCAGUUUGAGUCUGUGGAACAGUGCUUCAAAGUAAUCGGAUUCACCCUGGAGGAGCUAGGCAGCGUGUACAGCACCCUGGCAGCCAUCUUGAACGCAGGUGACAUUGAGUUUGCCUCUGUGGCCUCGGAGCACCAGACUGACAAGAGCAACAUCUCUAACACGGCUGUGCUGGAGAACACCUCCUCGCUGCUACGCAUCAGCGCAGACGAGCUGCAGGAGGCCCUGACGUCUCACUGCGUGGUGACGCGCGGUGAGACCAUCGUGCGGUCCAACACCCCGGAGAAGGCGGCCGAGGUGCGCGACGCCAUGGGCAAGGCACUGUACGGGCGUCUCUUCAGCUGGAUCGUCAACCGCAUCAACUCCCUGCUGAGGCCUGACAGUCAGCUGGGUGAGGAAGACAAAGGGCUGAACAUUGGGAUCCUGGACAUCUUUGGCUUUGAGAACUUUAAGAAGAACUCCUUCGAGCAGCUCUGCAUCAACAUUGCCAACGAGCAGAUCCAGUUCUACUUCAAUCAGCACAUAUUCGCCUGGGAGCAGGAUGAGUACCUGAACGAGGAUGUGGACGCACGGGUCAUCGAGUAUGAGGACAACCGGCCGCUGCUGGACCUGUUCCUGCAGAAGCCCAUGGGCAUGCUUUCCCUAUUGGACGAGGAGAGCCGCUUCCCCCAGGCCACGGACCAGACACUCGUGGAAAAGUUUGAAGGCAAUCUGAAGUCCAAGAACUUCUGGAGACCAAAGCGAGUAGACCUGGGGUUCGGCAUCCACCACUAUGCCGGCAAGGUGGUUUACAAUGCAGGUGGUUUCCUGGCCAAAAACAGAGAUGCUCUUCCUGCUGACAUCGUCUUGCUGCUGAGGUCAUCCGAAAAUGACCUUAUCCGCAGGUUGGUCACCCAUCCACUCACCAAAACAGGUAACCUGGCACACACCAAGGGCAAGACAAUGGGCACACUGCGCAGCCAGCGUACCCCUCAACGCACCAUCAACCUCGCCAAGAUGGGGAUGCUUUCUUUUUUCAGUUUCUCCGCCAGUGAGUGUGCCGUUACCCUUUCAGUCGGAACAUUCGCAUCAAAAGAAUCCUGCUGGCCCACAUCUGACGCUCGUCCUGAGGGGGAAGGUGGUGAUACUACUCGUCACCCCAGAGAGACAACCAACAUGAGGACGCAAACAGUGGCCUCGUACUUCAGAUACUCCUUAAUGGACCUGCUGUCCAAGAUGGUGGCUGGCCAGCCACACUUUGUGCGCUGCAUUAAGCCCAACAACGACCGCCAGGCCAGCAAGUUUGAUCGGGAGAAAGUUCUGAUCCAGCUGCGCUACACCGGAAUCCUGGAGACGGCCAAGAUCCGCCGGCAGGGCUACUCCCACCGGAUCGCCUUCGCCAACUUCAUCCAGAGGUACUACAUCCUGGCCUUCCGGGCCAACGAAGAGCCACCUCUCACUCCAGAGACUUGUGCCGCCAUUUUGGAGAAAGCCAAGUUGGAGAACUGGGUCUUGGGUAAAACAAAGGUGUUCUUGAAAUACUACCAUGUGGAGCAGCUGAACCUGAUGAUGCGUCUGACCACUGAACGCAUUGUGCUGGUACAGGCCUAUGUGCGGGGCUGGCUGGGCGCCAAACGCUACAAGAUGAUCCUGGAAAAGAGGAAUCAGAGUGCCAUGGUCCUGCAGUCAGCCUACAGAGGACAAAAAGUACGGAAACAGGUUUCAGACGACAAAAGCAAAGCCAAGUUUGAGGCCUGCAUCAUUCGGUUUCAAGCAAUCUGCAGAGGGUAUCUUGCCAGAAAAAUGUGUAAGGCAUUACUGGAUGAGAAGAAUAAAGCUGCUGCCAAAAUCCAAGCUCACUACAGGGGCCACAGAGAGAGGAAGAGUUUCAAAAAGAGGAAAGAGGCCAUGGAGCAGGAAAGGGCCAGUGAGGACGAGGAGAUCACACCGACCCAAACUCCUGUCCCCAUGGAAGAGGACCUUAUCCUGGCAGAGGAAGCUGUGAUGGCUACAGAAUCGGGCCCGGCUUGUGGGUCUGGAGGGGCCGACGGUGGAACAACUGAAGAGGAGGAUGAAACUAAGGCUGCCGUCUGUCUCCAGAGCAACUUUAGGGGCCACAAAGAGAGGAAGAAGUACAAGGAGCGCAGGAAGACCUUGGCUGGGCAAGAGUUGGCCAUGAACCCUGAACCCUGCUCCACAGACGAUUAUGAACCAGAGCUUGUUGCCAUGCAAGAGGAAGAGGAACAGAUCGAGCAAGCUGAACCCGAAGGGGAGAACCAGGAAGGAGUUGAGGGAGAACCAGACCCGGAACAGGAAGCCAAGGCCGCCACGGUCCUCCAGAGUAACUUCAGAGGGCACAAGGAACGGCAGCGUCUGGAGAAAGAGGGGAAGAUUCCGAAGAAAGGGAAGGGUGUCCCCGAGGAGCAUGAAGAGCCUUUCCCUGAGCCUCCCCCAGUGGACGAAGCCACAGAGUUACAGGAGGCAUGUGAGGAGGUCAUUGUUGAGCAGGAGCAAGAUGCAGCCGAGGGCACAGGGGAGGAGGAUGAAGAGAGGGCCGCCACGGUUCUCCAGAGCAACUUCAGGGGCCACAAGGAGCGCAAGAAGCUGCAGGAAGAAGGUAAGAUACCCAAUAAAAAGGAGAAGACGACGUGUGAGCCGUCACCAGAGCCUUUAGCUGAGGAACCCCUGCCAGAUCCAACACAGCCUGCUUCUGAACCAAAAACUGAGUCAGAACUUGAGGUAGAACUAGAGACUGAAUGUGUGCGUGAAUCAGGGCAGGAGCCAGAUGUAGAACAGCCUUGUUCGAGCCAGCCAGACAUUGACGAAGAAAAGGCAGCCACUGUCCUCCAAAGCAAUUUCCGAGGACACAGAGAGAGGAAGAAGCUCAAGGAGAAGAGAGGAGAAACACAACAAGAAAAGGGAUGUGAAACGAACAUGGAGGAGGAGGAGGAGAAUACAGAAGAAUGUGAAGAGGUUGAGGGAGAGGUUCUGGAGAUCACUGAUAUCCAUGUAGAGCACCGCACAUGCGUGUCACAGCAGGAUGAGCUCCAUGAGGAAGAACAGGCUGCCGUAAAAAUCCAGAGCACCUUCAGGGGCCACAAGGACAGGAAGAAUCUAAAGGCUGCCACCGAGAGAGAGGCAGAGGAACUGGAGGACUUCUCCACACAGAUCUCCAAGGCCUCACAGGACUGCUAUACCGUGCAGCUGAAACUGAAUGAGAUCAUCCUCGCCCACCAGAUGGACCCCAGCAGUAAUGGCAUGUUCAUGAAGGGAAAAGCUGUGAAUGGCAUCGCUCAUCAACAGUCAGUCGACCCGAAGCAGACGCGCACUCCCCGGCGAACACAGAAACCAAAGACGCUCAACACGCCAGAAGAUUCUACAUACUACACCCUCAUCCAUAGAUCAGUCCAGGAUGAGAGGCGAAGGCCCAGGAAGCAAUGUGGAGGGAAGCUGCCAGACAUGGAUGACCAGUAUUACCAGGGCCUGUCUCCUUCCAAGUCCAUGGGCGCCUUGUCCAGCCAGUGCCAGCUGCCCCACGACACGCGCGCCUCCACGGACCGGAGCAGAUCGUCUGACAGGCCCCUCUCGGAGCCUGGGGCCCCCAUCGUGCCCAGAGACCAACGGCGAUCCCUUCCCAGAAUGCCCUCCACAGAGAGUGAGGCAGAAGACAACCCUUACGACUUCAGGAAGAUUCUGCGCAAGACCUCUCAAAGACGAAGACUAAUCAAGCAGUGCUGAGGUGGCACUGUGUGUGUGUGUGUGGGUGUGGGUGUGUGUGUGUUUGUGUGUGUGUGUGUGGGUGUUUGGGUAGGUGGGUGGAUGUGUGUGUGUUUGAGAGAGAGAGAGAGAGGGGGGGGGGGUAGACCUUUGGUAGGCCUUGGUCAACCACCCUCCUCUCAAAUUGUUUGUGAUACAUGUAUAUUUAAUUUUUUUAACUGUUUAUUUCUCAUCAUUUCCAUUGUAAAUGGCAUCUAUAGAGCAUCCCACAGAGUUCUCCUUCAUUCUCUAUGUACUUGUUUACAUGUAGACUGUGGAAUUCAUACUGUGGAAAUGUAAUGCAACAAAACAGCUUUUCUCUGGUAAGAUAGCUGAAAAUCUGUUAACUACUGAAGAGCACGUUGUACAAAUGGUUUGGAUCUUUUCGCUGAAUUAAUGAGGCUAAUGUAAUCUACCAUCUGUAUCGUCUAGCAACAAAACAACUGCCCGUAAGUAUACACAGAUCACUCUCUGAGUGACAAGACAUCAGAAAUGGCUCAAAAACUACAGGAUUAACUGGUCAUGGUCUCAGUGUAACUGGUGGGUUCAGGGAUGGACAUAGAAAGUAAUUGGUUUUCUGUCCAUUAUCACUACUUGACCAUCAACCUCUGAAUCACUGCCAUUGUACCAAGAAUAUGUGUAGGACCACAGUGCUACACAUGUCAACCCAGUCACAUCUACAUGUAACAUAUUUGGUGUUUAUCUGCUUCUGACAUACUCAUCAUGAAAAUAUUUUAUGGUUGAUUGAAAAAUGCUGAUCAGACCUUGUAACACAUUUGGGUGAGACAUGUAUUUACCAAUGAAGAUGUCACUGUAAAUAACGUAGAUUAUGAACAUAAACAGUACUGUGUCAAUGACGUUUUAAUGAUUGUUGAAUGCUGUACAUAUUGUUGUAACAACCACACCAGAGAGCUGUGUGUAAUAUGACGUGUGUGCUUAGAAACACAUUUUGUCUGCUUAACUAUUCUUACCAUAAGAAUAGAAUCUGGGCCACAACAUUCACAUUCCAUCAUGGUUUUUAGGUCUCUGGUGUUCAUUAUAUUUUACUUUAAAAAAUACAACGUUUCUAAUUUA
This is a messenger RNA of Clupea harengus (Atlantic herring), 6695 nucleotides long. It is a transcript of the gene myo3a, whose product is annotated as myosin IIIA. Gene Ontology annotation, cellular component: myosin complex; stereocilium tip; photoreceptor inner segment. The record is from RefSeq and is a predicted model, not a curated record. Gene Ontology annotation, molecular function: protein binding; protein serine/threonine kinase activity; ATP binding. NCBI's taxonomy places the organism in Eukaryota, Metazoa, Chordata, Actinopteri, Clupeiformes, Clupeidae. Gene Ontology annotation, biological process: regulation of actin filament length; positive regulation of filopodium assembly; sensory perception of sound.